AUGAUAAGUGACAUCAUUGUUAUUUUAUUUUGGAUGACUCUACCUCAGUACAUAUAAUUUUAUCUUAGGUUUACCUAUUCUGAAUGCAACUAUCUGAUAUAGUCAUAAAACACAAAUAGUCAGAAUGAACCCUAAUAAGACAUUGAAAUUGAGUUAGAUGAGCAAAUAGUAUAGGGAAAUUAAAAUCUUGGGUAUGGAAUGUGGAUCAAGUAUCUACCUUUUGAGUCUAGAUUUAAUAUCGGUAUUUUUUAUUUAAAAAAUAGACAUUUCAUCAUAAACAUAUGAUAAAUCAAAAAAUUUUUUUGUUUAUUCGCUUUAAGAUUCAUAAUCAUAAAGUUCAAUCUUAACCUUUUAUAUUGAAAUAUCUACUUAUGCUUCAGUAAUAAAGCAUCAUAUAGACUAUUCUUUCUAAAAAUAAAAAUCUAAAAUUUCUGUCAAUUUUGAUUUUUUAAAUUACGAAGGAAAAUGGAUAUUAUAUUACUUUUAUUUUAAUUUUUAGUCAAAAUAAACAACAUUUGCUUUUCUCUUUUUAGAAUAGAAAUUUGAUCCAAAAGUAUUAAUUGUUGAAGAUAUCCCCAUUAUGCCUGAAAUUAUAAGGCAUAUUGUAGGAGGAAGUUUAAAAAUUGAUUAAGAUUAAGGAAAUUUGGAAUUUUUAUAGUUUUAAGGAAGACUUUCUCAAUUAUUUAGUUAAGGCGACUCUAAUGUGUUAUAAGAUAGUAAUAGUUAAAAUGAAAUAAUAUAAUUAUGCAAAAUGGAAACUGAAUGCAUAUAAAAAUCAUAUAUGUUAGCAUAUUUUGAUGAAGAAUACAGUGGAUUUCGUUUUAUAAAUGAUAUGACAACUAUUUUAGAAUUUCCAAUUUAUACUAUCCAAGGUUGGGUUAGAAUAAAAUAAUUAAAAUAGAAACAUCGUGAAAUGAUAAUAUUUAGGAUUACUAUUAAUGGAAAUUAUAAUGAUGAUUUUAGAAUUGGAGAUAAAGAAUUAUAUUUAAAAUAUUAUUAAGACUAAAAUCCUAAUUUUAAUGGAUUUGAAAUUACUACGUACUCUUAUGCUUUUCCAACCAAAACAGUUUAUUAAAGCUAAGAUAAAGAUAUAAUUAAAGUUUUUGGAGAAGAAUAUCAAUAAUUAUUAGUAAAUUGGCAUUAUAUAUUAUAUGAAAUUGGAACUUUUAAUUAUGAAAAUUCAGCUUAAUUUUAAAUAUACUUCCCUUCUUUAUAAAACAUUUAAAAAUUUAAAUGGGAACAUCCAAUACGUCAUUUUAGUGGAAUAAUUUUAUUUGGUAAUGUUGGAGGUGAUAAAUACUCUAAAAAUUAUAUGAAUGGUUAUCUUAGUGAUCUUAUACUAAAUAUAUAUUGUACUCCUCCACUUAUUAAUUUGACUCCAAAUUGUCAUUAUUCUUGUUUAACUUGUUAUGGUCCUAAAAUGGAUAAUUGUUUAACAUGUCCACUCAAUAGCAAUCGCAUAUUAAUAUCUAAAAAAAAUACUUGUCCAUGCAACAUUUACUAUGUCGAUUAUUAUGAUUAACCUACUUGUAAAAAAUUAAAAACCAUAUAUCCAAAUUUAAAACUUCUAGAAAAAUAAAAAUAUUGCCAUAAAAAUGGAUAUCUAUUUUGUGAUUUUAAUUCUUCAGUAUGUCAAUAAGGAUAUUUUUUAUAUAAUUCAACUUGCCUAGAAUGGUAUUAAUAUAAAUUAUAAUAGUCCUGGUAACUUCGUACUUAAUUCAAGAAAUUAUAUUCCUUGUUCAAAUUGUAUUUACAAUCCCAUCGAAUUUUCAUUUUCUCUAGAAUGUAGUGAAGAUACUAUUUAGCAAGAUUAUGCAUGUUAAACAACAUAAAGAUCUUUUUAUUAAAUAGAAAGAUAUGUAGUUAUUAAAAAUAGUGAAAAUAAAUUGGAAUUGCAUUUGAAUAGUAAUUAUUAGGAUUGUAUAUAUGGUUAUUUUAAGAAUAUAGAAAAUUAAUGUAUUCCUUGUUUAGAAGGUUGUUAAUAUUGCAAAAAUUCAGAUUAUUGUAUUGAAUGUAAAAUUGGCUAUUUUUUGAAUUAAGAAUUUCGAUGCUAGUAAUGUUAAGGAUGUAAAGAAUGCAAAUAAGAAUAAAAUUCUGUAAUUUGUAUUUCAUGUCAUAGUGGAGCAUUUUUAAAUUAAAAUGGUACCUGUACAUUAUGUGGACAAAAUUGUGCUAAUUGUGAUAAUAAUCAAAAAUGUUAUUAUUGUGAUAAUCCAGAAUUAUAUUUUUUAACAAUUGAUGGAAAAAAUUGCUAAAGUUGCUAAAUUGCAAAUUGCAUUUAUUGUUAUCAUUAUUAUGUUAAAAAUGAUCUAAUUUAUUCUACUUUAGAUAUUAACUUUGAAUUUGAUUAGAAUUAUUAUUCUACAUUAUAAGUAGGUUGUGCACGUUGUAAAAGCUACUAUUAUUUUAAUUAAAUUACAAAAUAAUGUGAAUUUAUAGCAAUUACUAAUCAAGAAUAAAAUGAAAAUGAAGAAUGUAUUUUUGGUUUAAUCAAUGAUAAUCAAGGAUCUAAGCAUUGUUUGAUAAGUUAAAAGAGUUAUUCAUCUACUUAAAAUACAGAUUGCUAAAAUAUAUAUGGUUGUAUUGAAUGCAUAUAAAAUUAUUCAUAAGAAAAUUCAUUUUGUAUAGUCUGUAGGAAUGGUUACUAUUCAUCAAUUUUAACAGGUGAAUGUGAAAUGUGCGAUUAUGAUUGCAAAACUUGUAUUGAACAAGUCUAAAUGUUUAAAGAUUAUUGGAAAUGGGAUAUCAAAGCUUAUUAUAAAUAUGUAUUAAAUUCUGAUAAUUCACAUCCUUUUGAGGAAUAUGCAACAUUAUAAUCUGAAUAUGAAUUUGAAUUAAUUUGCACAUCUUGUUAUUAUGGUUAUAUAUUGUAUGAACAAAAAUGUAUUUAAGAUUGUGAUUAUGAUUGCGCAAAUUGCUAAAUUAUAGAUGGUAUUGCUACUUGUUUAUCAUGUAGAGAGAAUAGAAAAGAAAUUAAAAAGAGUAAAUAUGUUUAAAAGUGUAAUGAAUAUUAAAAUUGUUAUUUCUAAGCAACAUUUGCAAUUAAUAUCUAUUGUUCAAAAUAGGAUUAUGAAAAUAAAUUAAGUAAUGAAAAAGAAGAAAUAGAAUUUAAGAAAAGUAAUAUUUACAUUGAAGAUUUAUUUUUCAAAGAAUAUUUCUAAUAUUUGCCCUUAUUUUAAUUGAAUAUCAUAGAAUACUUAGAUGAUAGUUAAGUAAGAGAAGUUGAUUUCGAAUUUAAUUUGAUUUAAGGUAGUGAAUCAAAAUGCGUAAUUUAAUAAAAAAAAAAAUUGGAAACGAACAUACGUAAUAGUUUCUAUUAAAUUGGUACACUUAAUCUAAAAUUUAUUGGAAGCACUAAUUCAACUAUUCUAGAUACAAAUUAACUAAGCAUUAUUGGAUUUUCUUCAAUUAUUUUUGAGAUGAUUCAAUUUGAUACUAUUAUUCCUUUUGAUAAAAUUAUUGCAAAUUAAUUUGAAUUGAGAGAUUGUCAAAUAUUUUCAAUCAAAUAAUUUGCAAUUAAUCCAAAAAUUAUAAAUCUUAAUUUAUUUAAUUUAGAAAUUCGGAAUUUAAAUAUAAUUAAUUCUACAAUUUUUGAUUUAGUUACAAAAAGUACUUAAAUCUACUUAAAUAAAAUUUUAAUAACAUUUUCUAAUUUUUAGAAUUCCAGCUUAUUUAAUUUAUAUCCAAAAAUUAAUAAUGUCAAAAGUAACUUAAGAAUAAAUGAAAUUUUAGUUUACUAAUCUCAAUUUUACAAUUCUUUUUUAUUUAAAACAAAAUUGGAAUAAAAUGAAGAUUAUGGAAGUAUUUUUUUAGAUUAUAUUUAACUUAACCAUGUUACAGUAGCUAAUGAAUCAUCUAUUUUCUAAAUUAUUGGAGUUACACUAUUUUAAGCCUAGAAUAUUAUUAUUAUUAAUAGUAAGUUUGUAUAAUAAUCUUACUUCUAUUAGUCGAUUAUUAUUUAGAUUUAAAAUAUUACAAUAAAUGGCCUUCAAUUAAUUGAUAGUACUUUAUUUAGCAAUAACAUUCAUAAUAAAAUUUCUGAUAUCUCCAUAUCUGAAUAAUAGAAUGUAUUUGUUAUUUAAUGUAAAAUUGAAAAUGUAUAAUAUAAUAGAGCAUAAUCUUUAUUUUAAAUUAUUUAAUUAAAAGAUAUCUAUCUAUUAAAUGUCAAAUUUGAGUACUUUUAUUUAAGAAAUUGCACAUAUACAAUUAAAAAUAUAUUGAAUUAUUUAUCUGAUAAUCAAUCAAAUAUUUAUAUAGAAUGUUAUUAGUGCAUAUUUAAUGAAUUUUCUAUUAUAAGAGGAUAUGGAUUGCCAGAAAUUUCAGUUUUAAAUUCAAGAAAUUUAUAAAUUAAUACCUUCUAAUUAAUUUAAAUGGAUGAGUAUUAUUUUAAGACAUUACAUUCUUAAUUAGAUUGUGUUAAUAAAUAUGGUUAAUAUUUAAUGUCUUAUUAUUUAUAUUUUGGUUUUUUUGAAAACAUAACAAUAAGCAAUUUACACUUAAAUAAUAGCAUAACUUAUGAUUAUCCUUUUAUUAUUUUUAGAGGAUUUGAUUUAAUGGAUAAAGCAUAAAAUUUAAAUAUAGUUUUUAAAGAUUCUAUUUUUGAUUCUAAUAUGUUAAUAAUCACAAAACCAAGUAUAGCAAUAUCACUUAUACAUAUUUAAUCUGAAUAAAUUUUUACUUUACUAUUUUAAAAUGUUACCUUUUAAAAUAAUCAUUUAAAUUCUUAUUUCUAAGAUACAACUAAAGAUUCAGCAUCUACAAUAUUUGUUUCUUUAUAAUAAGGAUAUAUAACAAUAGUGAAUUCAAAUUUUAAUUAAAAUAUUGUUACUAAUUCUACUGAUUCUAUUAUUUAUAUUGCAGCAGCUUCUAUUGAGAUUACCAAUACAUCUUUUUAUAAUAAUAAUAUCAUUUCUUAUCAUAAAAUUAGUAAAAAUCUGUUAAUUUUCAAUUAAGUUAAUGAAUAAGACUUAAAAACUACAUUUCCUAUUAAUUCAAAAAGUGGGAAUGGAAUUUUAGUUGGAUCCAAGAUUAUUUUGAAUAAAGUAAUGAUUUUAAAGUCUUAUGCUAAUUAAGGUGGAGGAUUUACUUUAAUUACUUAGGGUACAAGCAUUAUAAAUAUAGAAGAUUCAUAAUUUUCCUAUUCUUAAACAUCCUUAUAAAUUUCUUCAUAUUCUGUAGGAGGUUGUAUGUAUAUUGAUGCAUAAUUAGCAACAUUAAAAUUAAUUAUAACAAAUACUAUAUUUGAUAAAUGUUUCAGUAGAAAAGAAGGAGGAGGGCUUUAUAUAAUUCCAUCUUCUUUGCAUAAUGAAAUUUUAAUGAGGAAUUUAAAGGUUUCCAAUUGUUAUUCUAUAUAAAAUACAUUCUUUUCUUUUUCAUAUUUAAAUUUGGAGCAAGUUAAAUUUGAUAUAACUUUAAAUUAAAUAGACUUUACUUCAACUGAAAAAGGUUUCGAUGAAUACUUAACGUUAUUAGAAUUACCAACAAUAUAAGAGAUUGAUGCAAUUCGAAGUAAUAAUCCCAUUAUGAUGGUAAAAUAUGGCAACAUUAAGAUUGUGAAUUGUAAUUUCUAUUCAAUACACAUAUAGAGUCUAAUUAAAAUAGAAUAAGCCAGCAAUGUUUUUUUAGAGAAUAUUUGCAUAAUAAAUUCGUAUUUUUAAGAUGCAUCUUUGAUAAAAAUUACCCUUAAAAAUUGUAAUUUUAAAUUAAUAAUAUCUAGCUCUAAGUGGAGAAAUAUAACUUCGGAAUUUAACCUUAUCAAAUAUAACAGAAUUCUAGAGCUAUCAUAAUUAUUCUGAGAAAUCUUGCUUUUUAAAAGAUUAGGAACUUCCUUAACAAUUACAAUGCAAGCUUAAUACAACUCCUAUUGUUAAAUUGAAUUUAAUUGAACUUGAUACUUCUUGGCAACAAUUAUAACAUGAAUGUAAUUUAAAGAAGAUUUAUGAAAAAAAAAAUUAUAAUUUUAGCUUAAUUGAAAUUGAAGGAAUAAAUGAGAAUCAUAAAAUAAUAGGUUAAUCUUUUAACUUAGAUUCUAUUAAUUGUACUAAAUGUUUACAUGGACUGAUUAGUAUUCUAAAUAUUAAUUAGAUUAAAUAAGAAAAUAUUCUUUUUUAAAGUAUAAAUAUUUUCAAUAGUGUUUGUGGAUACACAGGCUGUUUAUCAAUAAUAAGUUAAUGGAAUGAAAAUAUUUUGAAGCCUGAAAUGAUUUUUACUAAUCCAAAUGAAAGGUAAUUACAAUAGCAUGAUUAUACCAAAUUAGCAUUAUAAUUAAAUCAUCAAGUUAAGAUAAUUGAUAGUUUAUUUAUAAACAAUAGUGCAAUCUAUGGUGGAUCUCUGUUCAUUGUUGAAGCAUAUGUUGUGAUUUAAAAUUCUAGAUUUUAACAUAAUUCUGCUAUUGUCGGAGGUGCUAUAUACUAUUAUUCUAAUAGUGCAAAUUUAUUUAUAUUUGAUAGUUUUAUCAUCGAAAAUAUUGCUCAAGUGGCUGGAGGACUAUUUCUUAAUUAAUAAUCUAUUCAAUAAACAAUUUAAUUGGAUGUAAUUGUAUUAAAUAAUACAUCUACUAAAUUUUCUUAAGAUAUUUUUGAAAGUCCUCGUUCAUUAACUAUUUCGAUUGAUGCUGGUAAGACUCUCUUGAAAAAGAAAGAAAUAUUAAAAAAUUCAACUAAAGUCAUAGAAUAAAUUGAAAUAAAUCCAUAUAAAAUUUUAGGAUAGUCUCAAAAAGUAAAUUUUCUAACAUUUCCAUCAGGAAUUUCUAUUUCCUCCUAUUAAUACUUUGAUUUAGAAAAUUCUAAAUUGAUUCCUUAUAAUUUAACAUUUCGGAUUAUUCCUUUGAAUAAAUUUAAUCAACAAAUGAAGAAAUUAACAGAUUCCUUUUGUAUGAUUUCUCAUUAUGUCAUAAAUUAGGCUAAUAAUACUAUUUUAACAUAAUUUCCAGGUACAUUAUCUUAAACUAGAGUACAAUUUAAUUAAGACACUUAAGAUUUUAAUUUAGAUAAUUUAAUUAUCAAUUUUCAUCCUUUAAUUGAUGAAAAUGUUGUUUUAAGACUUAAAAUAAAUUGCAAUAUUAUUAAAAUUCCCUAAUUUGAUACCUAACCACCAUAUUAAAUUACUAGUUUUAUAACUGAUUAUGACUUAAUUGUUGACAUAAAAACAUUUAAAUGCUAAAUAGGAGAAUAUUUAAAUUCAACCUCUGGUAGUUGUAUAUAUUGUGAUCCAUUACUUUAAUAAUAUUCUGUAUAAAUUAAUGCUUAAAAUUGCAAAUAUAAAGAUGAUUUAAAGAUGAAAUCUAUUAAAAGCUCUAUGAUUGAACUAAAAUAAGAAUAUUGGAGAGCAUAUUAUUAUAGUGAUAAAAUUGAACAUUGCUAUCAUAAUGUAAAUAAUUGUAAGGGAGGGUGGUAACCUGGAGAUUAAUCUUGUUCUGAAGGUCACAUUGGUGCAUUAUGUGAAUAAUGUGAUUUAUACAACAUAAGAGGUGAUGGACCUUAUUCAGUUAGCUCUCCUUACAGAUGCGGAAAUUGUAAUUAAAUUGCUGAUAAUGCAUUAACAAUUACUUUAAUUAGUAUCUGGACCCUUAUCUCUACUUUAUUGUCGGUAUUGGGUAAUAUUAGAAGCAUUGAAGAAGUAAUUUUAGGGAUUCGACUAAAAUCUUUCAAGAUUAAUUCUUAAAACACAUAAGUAACAUCAGCAAUCUUAAUCAAACUCUUUACUAAUUAUUUUUAAAUAAUAUCUUCUAUUGCAACAUUUUAACUUUAAAUUCCUACUGGACUGACAUCAGUAAUUAAUAGUGUUGGAAAUCCAGUUGAUUCUAUGGCUUAUUCAUUUGAUUGCUUUCUAAUUAAUUUAACAGAUAUAUUAAUAAUAUAUUUUAGAAUUAUUUGGAGUAUAGUUAAUGCUGCCUCAUUUGUAGCAGUCUUUUUUAUUUUUGGAAGCUUAGCUAUAUUAACUAAACUUGUAAGAUAUAGAUCUUCAUUUAUUCCAACCACUCUAUUAUACAUUUUCUUAUACAUGCAGCCAAAUUUAGUUGGAGGUUUGAUUUCUUUAUUCUCAUAUAGAAUAAUUUCAAAUGAAUUUUGGAUCUAAGGAAAUGUUGCUUAUAGAUAUGAUACAAAAAAUCAUCUUAUAUGGAUUCUUUCAUUUUGUUUGCCUUUGAUACUACUCUUUAGCAUACUUAUACCAGCUUAUUUUUUUUACAGACUUAAUUUUAAUAAAGAUUGCUUAAACAAACCUUCAAUUAGAUCAAUUUGGGGUUAUCUUUAUAAUGAAUACAAAUAAAAAGCGUACUUUUGGGAGAUUGUUAAAAUUCUUUAAAAAGAAUUAAUUAUUGUAGUAUUAGCAUAUUAUGAGGAUCAUAUACCUAUUAAAGCAUCGUUUGUAUUUUUAACUUUAUUCGCCUAUAUAUUGUUUACGAAUUCGCUUUAACCCUAUUAAACAGGAAAAAUGAAUUAAUUGGAUAAACAGUCAUUUAUUAUAUGUGCUGUCUCUAUUAUUUUAGCCAGUUAAAUAUAUGUAGCUCAAUAAUCAAAUAUAAUUGAAAUAAUUUGGUCCUGUUAUUUCAUUAUUGGGAUUAUUAAUGGUUUAUUUAUCAUUAAAGUUGUUUUGGAAAUAUUAUUUGUUUAUUUAAAUUAAUUUAAUGAUAAAAUUGACAAGUUUAGAGAACUUAUAUAAAAAUACUUUCCAAAUUUGAUUAAGAAAAAAUUUUUUAAUUACAGUUUUUUUAAACAGAAAACAGAAUAAAAAGCCAGAAUCAAAUAAAGAUUUGCAAAAAUUAAAAAUUAUUUAAUUCCUUAGGCUCGACUAAUUAUUCAAUGUAGAAAGUAUUUUAACUUAUAUUUAUUUAUAUUAGAACCAAUAUAUUUGAUUCUCCAAUUCGAAAUAUGCUUCACACUUCUCAUAUCUAAAACCAAUUUUCUUUACUGAGUCCAGUGAAAAAUACUCAAAAUUAAUAAUCUGAUUUACUAGACUAAUUAGACGAUUAAAAACACUCCUUGUUUUUUAUCACAUCAUAGAUUCAAGGUUCACCUGAUAUUUUGAGAUUAACUCCAAAAGAAAGUCACAAGACAAUCAACUUAUUAAAAAAUUGA
This is a messenger RNA of Paramecium primaurelia, 9077 nucleotides long. NCBI's taxonomy places the organism in Eukaryota, Ciliophora, Oligohymenophorea, Peniculida, Parameciidae. The record is from the annotation of a GenBank genome assembly.